GUUUCCCGCACCGUCAAUCAAAAUAGAAAAAAAUUGACUCGAAUCACCGAUCGCAGCCCGCCUCCGAUUAAUAUAAUCAUGUGUGGCGUGUGAUUAAACCGAGCUUUUUAUUCCAAUUAAUGUAAUCCACGCAAUGACUGCCCCUGAACAGCCAGUGAAACAAGAGGAAAUGGCUGCCUUAGACGUGGACAGCAGUCAAGGCGACUUUCUGCAGCAAGAUGGUAGCAGAGGAGAUCAGGACGCUCCGCCGUCACCGCUUGCUCUGCUGGCAGCUACCUGCAGCAAGAUUGGGUCGCCAUCGUCAGAGGGAGAUAACGGUGCUGCCGCUGUAGUGACGACAACAGACCUCACCUCCAUCCAGUUAACAGGGACGACGGAGCGAUGGGAGGCCUUAACCCCCACAAGUGUAAAAGAGGAGCCGGGCAUCGUGCACAUCAACACCAACACGGGACUCGUGACUUCUAAUGGACAGUACGUGCUCCCACUUCAGAGCCUCCAGAGCCAGCCCAUAUUUGUGACGUCGGGCGGAGACGGCUCGGCCAACGCAGUGCCUAACAUCCAGUACCAGGUGAUCCCGCAGAUCCAGACCGAUGGGCAGCUGGGCUUCUCCACCUCCACGGUGGACACGUCCGCCCUGGGCCAGGACGGCGUGGGGCAGAUCCAGAUCCUGCCCGACGGCAGCCAGGCCAUAAGUGUGUCGUCCUCCAGCGACCUCCUUACCAACCACCAGAACCUCAUAUCACAGACUGGCCAUGUCCAGCAGAUCCAGGGAGUGUCCCUGGGUAGCUCUGCCUUCAGCAGCCAAGGUCAGGUUGUCACUAAUGUGCCUAUGGGCUUGCCCGGGAACAUCACCUUCGUCCCCAUCAACAGCCUGGACCUGGACUCGUUAGGGCUGUCGGGGGCACAGACAAUAGCCACGGGGGUCACUGCCGACGGACAGCUCAUUAUGGCAGGCCAGCCGACAGACGGCUCGGAGAAGGUGGGCGAGACCAUCACACUGGCGGCCGGCGGUGACCCCAACGCCACCCAAGACAUGUUUGUGCCUACGAGCUCCGCCUCGGCCACCACCACCCCGUCCUCCGCCGCCUCCCACCUGCCCGAGACGAUAGACGGCACCGGGGUGCUGACGCAGGCCACUGCCGUCUCUGCUGGCUCAGAGCAGGUGGACGCCUCGGGCCUGGGCGACGGCUACCUGCAGCAGCAGAACCAGGUGCAGGGCAUCCAGGUGUCCUCGGCCCAGCCCAUCAUCCAGCUGCAGCAGGUGCCACUGCAGAGCGCCGACGGCCAGGUGCAAGGCGCGCAGAACGUGCAGCUCAUCAACCCGGGCACCUUCCUCAUCCAGGCCCAGACGGUGACGCCCAGCGGUCAGAUCCAGUGGCAGACCUUCCAGGUGCAGGGCGUGCAGAACCUGCAGAACCUGCAGCUGCAGACGGCACCCGCCACGCAGCAGAUCACGCUGGCGCCCGUGCAGACGCUCUCGCUGGGCCAGGGCGCCACGCUGGGGUCCAGUCCCGUCAGCAUCGCCUCGGGGCAGAUCCCCAACCUGCAGACGGUCACCGUCAACUCCGUGGCCCAGGCGGGCAUCCAGUUCCAGCAGGCGGACGAGACAGACAGCCCUGGAGACAUCCACAUCAAAGAGGAGCCGGAAUCGGAGGAGUGGCAGCUGAGCAGCGACUCGACGCUCAAUACCAGUGACCUGUCGCACCUGCGCGUGCGGCUGGUGGACGAGGACGGAGAGCAGCUGGGCCAGGAGGGCAAGAGGCUGCGCAGGGUGGCCUGCACCUGCCCUAACUGCAAGGAGGCGGGAGGGAGGGGCUCCAACAUGGGCAAGAAGAAGCAGCACAUCUGCCACAUUCCGGGCUGUGGGAAGGUGUACGGCAAGACGUCUCACCUGCGCGCCCACCUGCGCUGGCACUCUGGGGAGCGCCCCUUUGUCUGUUCCUGGUCCUUCUGCGGCAAGAGGUUCACGCGCAGCGACGAGCUGCAGAGACACCGGAGGACACACACAGGAGAGAAGAAGUUUGUCUGUCCGGAGUGUUCCAAGCGCUUCAUGCGCAGCGACCACCUGGCCAAGCACAUCAAGACGCACCAGAACAAGAAGGGCACGAACUCUGGCGGUGGGGGCGGCGCGGUGGUGGCCAGCGCCGACUCCACCGCCUCGUCGGACAGCCUGAUCACGGCCAGCGGCACCACGCUCAUCCUCACCAACAUCCCGCAGGGCCAGCAGGACGUGCUCUCCACCACCGAGAUCCCCCUGCAGCUCGUCACCGUCUCGGCCAGCGAGGUCAUGGAGUGACCUCCAGCUCCACCCUCCUCUCCUCCACUCUAUAAUUCCUUCUGAGCUCCCCCUUCGCACCCCCCCCACACACACACACACACACACACACACACCCCCCUCUUCAACCUCACGGCCUCAACCGCAUCGGAUGGACUUCUCCUCACUCGUCUCUUUACUUGUUUUAUUUUUUUCCUUUCUUUUGUACACAUGCAUACAGUAUAUAUAUGUACGUAACUAUAUAUAUAUAUAUAUAUAUAUAUAUAUAUAUUUUAACAAGAGGAAAAGAAAUGAAUGAUCAGUUUCAGCUUAUGUAAACACACACUGAAAUGCCUUAUUUUGGAUCAUAAUCUAAACUGUUUGUUUUUUUGCAUGUGCUCUUCGAGCUUUUCCAUACACGUUAGUUUGAGUGGGGACGAGAUAAAAAAAAAAAAAAGGAUGUUGACAGAAGUCAUAGGAAACUCUUGAGUGUUGUGAGUCUGGUGUGCUUGUAAAGGUUUUGGUGGUUGUGUGUGCUCGUUGUUGGCCAACGUUGAAGGUGUGUGUGUCAGCACACAAAGCGUUCGUUUUAGCAAGUGUUUAGGCUUCUGAUCGGCCACAGCCAAGCAGCUGCUGCAGCACCCGAGAGUCUCUCAGUGUUGCAUCGUGUACAUUUAAUUACACAUGAUUUCCUCAAUAGCAUUUACGAAUUCUUGUUCUUGUUUAUUUUCAAAUGACAUCUGUUUGAAUGCGCGCAUACCUAUCUGGAAGGUUCGCACAGUCGUCUCGGUGAAUAUUGCAGGGGUCAAAAAUGGAACAAUCAUGUAAUUAAAAAGGUUUUUUGUAUAUUUUUUUUUUCUCUCAAAGGUCUACAGUUGAUCUGCUGUUAUAUGCAUUACUUGCAAAAUCAAGUCUUUGAAGCGAAAAGCUAUUUAUAUUAGGCUUUACAUAGUGAACUGUUCUUUGUGCUAUCUGAAUCUCAUUUUAAAAUUACCUUUUAAAUAUGUAUGAUAUUCAAAUUGUGUAACUUUUGUAGGAGAAGAAAAAGAACUGAAAAGCAUAUGAUUUUUUUUUCUUCAAAAUUGAAGUCCUAGAGUUCUUUUUACUGAAAAAAAAAAUGUAUGCUUGAGGGUUGAAAAAUUGCCAAAUUUGACUUAAUUCUCAGCGAGACUUGGUCAUGCAGUACUGUCAGAGGGCACAAAGGAGCGCGCGCUCCCCUGCCGUGCCUGAUACUUUAGCAGGGAGUUGCACACACACACGUGUCAUUUGGUGUCGGACCAAAAGAGGAGCUGAAUUAUGCAGCCGCCAUAUUACCUGUGCUGUGUCAAGCUGUACCUGUCAGGGUUUUUGAAUGACACCCCACCCUCCCCCCCGCCCCCUAAUGCCCCUUUCUCCCAGUGCCCCUCCUACUGCCCUUGCCCUCCAUACUGUAGCCAGGUUAAGGGAUGCUGCACCUUUAACGUCUUUGUCAUCCAGAGUGCAAGGCAAAAGUACCCUUUUGUUAAUGUUUGCAUCAGUUGCAGUUUGAUAUGAUCUUUUUGUAAAAAAGGAAAAAGAAGAAAAAAUGGAAAAACAAACUUUUAUAUAUACUGCCUAGAAUACUGUUAUAAACUUGCUCUGUCAUUGUAUGUAUAUGUCCAAGUAUAUUUAGUUUUUUUUUUUGUUUUGUUAAUCUAUUCUUUUUUUUUUUCCAGCCUGAUUUUCUCCAGUAGUCUCUGAUUUGUGUCCUCCCUCUCUGUCGCUCUGCUCCUGACGUUGGAGACGCUGCCAUGCUUAAUUGAAGGGUUGUAGUGAGUUGUGUGUGGCAAAGCUGGCGUGCUGUUGCGUUGCGUUGCGUUUUCUCUCUCUUUUUUUGCUGGAUGUGCAGCAGCUCACUACAGACCACAUGAGGUUUCACACGCGCCUCAGUGGAACUGAAGAAUACUACACAUUCAGUGGUAAUAAAUAAAACACUAUUUUUGACUUUU
Messenger RNA from Alosa sapidissima (American shad), 4221 nucleotides. It is a transcript of the gene sp3a, whose product is annotated as sp3a transcription factor. The transcript has 7 exons. Gene Ontology annotation, biological process: regulation of transcription by RNA polymerase II. The record is from RefSeq and is a predicted model, not a curated record. The coding region runs from base 134 to 2296 and encodes 720 amino acids. Gene Ontology annotation, molecular function: DNA-binding transcription factor activity, RNA polymerase II-specific; RNA polymerase II cis-regulatory region sequence-specific DNA binding. NCBI's taxonomy places the organism in Eukaryota, Metazoa, Chordata, Actinopteri, Clupeiformes, Clupeidae.